Molecule: messenger RNA, 2037 nt
Organism: Jaminaea rosea
Lineage: Eukaryota; Fungi; Basidiomycota; Exobasidiomycetes; Microstromatales
Exons: 3
Coding region: 37-1941 (634 amino acids)
Cellular component (GO): COP9 signalosome
Source: RefSeq, a predicted model, not a curated record
CAACGAAUCUGCUACUCUGAUCUCGUCCUACUCACCAUGGCAGAGACAGACGACGUCGAGAUGGCUUCUGCCAUGGCAGGCCCGUCUAGCGGCAUCGCUCAGAUGGUCAUGAGCGCACCGCUGGCUGAAGUCCACUCGGCGACGAAUGAUGCCUUUGAUUGGGAGGCUUACGUAGCCAAUUAUCAGGGCCGUGCUCGACUUCUUCGCCUCAUUCACAUCGCCAAGACUGCUCCUCAGCUACGAAGCUCCGCCGCAGCCCAAGCAGCCGACAUCGUCAAGUCCGCCACGAGCGACGUCCAAGCCUACCAACAACUCGUCGCCCUCUGCAACGCCGUCCCCCCUCAGCCCACUUAUACAGUAGAUGACAUCUGGAUCCAAGAGACAACUCAGCAUGUCAAACAGGAAGGCGAAAAGCUCGACCUGGAACUGCGCAACUAUCAGAACAACCUCAUCAAGGAGAGCAUCCGCAUGGCGAAUCGCGACUUGGCCGACUACUAUCGCAGCUGCGGACUGUUGCAGGAGGCAUUGCAGUGCUAUCAGAGGACGAGAGAGCAUUGCUCGACUGCCGAACAUGUCAUGGAUAUGUGCUUGAGCGUCAUUGAGGUCGCACUCGAGAUGCAAAGCUACGCUACCGUCGUAGCCUUUGUCAACAAAGCUGAAGCAGUUCUCGAGACGUACAACCCAGCCGCAGCAGCCGGUAGCGCUGGAGGCUCAGCUCGAGCUGGCGGCACGUCUACUUCAACCACGUCGUCCAUCAUCGUUCCUCCCAGCAAGGGAGCCUCAACUUCAGGCGCAGACGCCAUUGGCGCUCUCUUCCGAGCAGGAGGGAGCGCAGCCGCCAGUGCAGCAUCGGGAGACCAGGCAGCGAGGGGAGGGUCCGCUGACGGUGGGCAAGGGAAUGCGGCUGGAGAAACCAGGGUCAAGAAUGAAGUCGCUCGUAUCAAGGCGAUCCUGUGUGUCGCUGGAGGGCUGGCUGCACUUGGACAAGGACGAUUCGAGGCCGCUGCCACCAGCUUCUUGGCUACGGACCCGCUCUAUGCGUCCAGCUUCGCGCAUUUACUCGCACCCGGCGACCUCGCCCUCUACUCCACACUAUGCAGCAUUGCCGUCCUCCCUCGUCCCAGCCUCAAACGCAUGGUGAUGGAUCGUCCAACAUUCCGCUCAUUCACAGAGCAUGAUCCGCCCACUCGCGAGCUACUGGAUGCAUUCUGGGCUUGCGACUACGAGAAGACCCUCGCUCUUCUCGACAAAUGGAGGAAUCGCCACACCCUCGACCUCUAUCUCGCGCCUAGGCUUGGAACCUUGAGGCGCUUCGUGAUCCGAAGGGGACUGCAACAAUUUCUCGCACCAUUCACCACCGUAAGCCUGACCAGGCUCGCAGAGGCUUUCGGGUGGUCAAUGGAUCAAGCAAGGGCGGAAUGCCUUUCUCUUGUCGAGCGCGGCGAGGCCAAUAGCAGUGACAAGACUCACGACACUGCCUCGCGCGGCGAUUGGCGCCUGGACUGGGUAGACGAUCUCCUUGUCCGCCUUCCGAAAGACGAGCGUAGCAACCUCUUUGAGAAGACGAUGAAGCAAGCCAAAGCUACGAUUGCCACUUCUGAGCGAUUGGCGUUCCGCAUCGAGCUUGUCCAGCAGGGCCUGACGUACAAGGAGCCAACGCAGCAACAGGGAGGGCAGGGCCAACUGCCGACUUAUGCCGAGCAGACGCAAGGUGCGCCACCCAGAUUGGCGCCUGCCGGUAGGGGUAAGGGGAGGGAGAGGAGGUACGUGGACAACGGCGAGGAUGACGAUGAGCUUGUAGAGAGCGGUGCCGUUGCUGCGGGCGAGGAUGAGGCCAUGCUGCACAGUGCGAGCGGGUCUGGCUCUGGCUCUGUUGGUGCGGCAGGCUCGUCGCAGCCCGAAGCUGUUCCUGGCGGCCGAGAUGACGAGGUAGACAUGUGAAGCGCGACACCACACUCUCAUUCGUUGAAUCACCAUUCCGAACCCGCUUCAUUAGUCAAUCUUGAUACGAGUCCCAUAGAUGUGCAUUGCUUUGAC